This is a messenger RNA of Prosopis cineraria, 1598 nucleotides long. RefSeq lists its product as uncharacterized. The coding region runs from base 524 to 1255 and encodes 243 amino acids. The record is from RefSeq and is a predicted model, not a curated record. The transcript is spliced from 11 exons. NCBI's taxonomy places the organism in Eukaryota, Viridiplantae, Streptophyta, Magnoliopsida, Fabales, Fabaceae.
CAAUGCCAGGCAGAGCAGCGACACCCACCCUGCCUUCUCCACUUUUCAUACCUUCUUUACAGCAACAAGUGACCUUUAAUUUCCUAAUCUUUUUAGCCCUUACCUCUUCACCCUUCUUCACUUCUACUUCUAGGAUGCCCUUCAAUGUUAUGAGUAGUUGCCACUUUUAUCUCUCACUCUCGCCCCCCACCCCUCCUUCUCUCGCUCGCUCGCGUUGUGGAUACGGAGAAAAUCAGUGUGCAAACAAUAUAAUAGCUUGGAAUGAUGGGAGGUUGAAUUAUAGGAGGGAGGACAUGAGUUGGUUGGGUGUGCAAUCAUUUGUCGCCCAUUUCUUCAAAAGGUUGAUGAGGAUGAACCUUAUUGGAGACAGAGAAAGGAAGAUGAAGAAUUGGAAUGGUCACACAAUUCUACUCACCUGAUAUCUCAUUUGGCUCAAUGUCUUAACAAACUCAGCAACUUAAAUGUUAACAUUCCACACCUCAUCAUUAUCAAAGAUUCUUCUUUUCUUUUAUUGCUGAUCCACAUGUUGCUCGAAGUAGCUAACGCUAUGGUUGGAUCACGAUCAUGGAUAGGAGGAUUCUUUCAUCGUUCAAGUGCAAAACGUAAUCACAAGUUUGUUGACCAUCCCUUGAGUCCUCUUCAGGAACAAAGGCUUCAAAGGCUUCAAGAACGGCUGCAAGUGCCUUUUGAUGAGACUCGCCCUGAUCAUCAAGAAGCUCUGAGAGCAUUGUGGCAGUGUGCCUUUCCUGAUGUUGCUCUGAAGGGAUUGAUAUCUGACCAAUGGAAAGAUAUGGGAUGGCAAGGUCCAAAUCCAUCAACUGAUUUUAGGGGAUGUGGCUUUAUUUCACUCGAAAAUCUGCUGUUUUUUGCAAGGACAUACCCGGCAUCUUUUCAGAGGUUGUUGUUCAAGCAGGGUGGACAUAGAGCUACAUGGGAGUACCCCUUUGCUGUUGCUGGCAUUAAUGUAUCAUUUAUGCUGAUACAGAUGUUGGAUUUAUGCUCUGUGAAACCUCGUUGUCUUCCUGGAAUUAAUUUUGUCAAAUUAUUAGAAGAAGAUGAAGAAGCAUACGAUGUGCUAUACUGUAUAGCUUUCGAGAUGAUGGAUGCUCAAUGGCUGGCUAUGCAUGCUUCCUACAUGAACUUCAAUGAUGUUUUACAAGCAACAAGGGUGCAGUUGGAGAAAGAGUUGUGCUUGGAAGACCUUCACAGGAUGAAAGAUCUUCCCUCAUACAAUCUCUUGUACCAUUGGCAAUAGCUGUUCUCUUCUUUCUCUGCUCCUCUCUUCAGAACCAGAAACACGUUCAAAACUUGUAAGUAUUUUUGACAGCCACAUGGAUAAUAUCCAUGCUGAACUGCUGGGAAAACGGGUUGUAUCUGUCUUCUUCUCCCUCAGUUCUUUGCAUGUACAGCUUCUAUUUGAUAAAUGAGCUAAUUACGUUGAGGCUAAUCUAUCCAUUUGAAAUACCUCUCGCAAUGGAAUCAGAGCCUAAGCUGUUCAGUGAAUGACUAUUUUUCCUUGAGCAUGCAUGGAUAUCCACUUAUGAGAUGGAAUGAAAAGUCCUUUCCAAUUGUGCUUCUAGAAUGAAACCUUUCAAUAA